CUUUUGUACUCUGUAGCCUGUAGUAAAAAAGUUUGACAAAUGGACAAGUGGGAUUCGGUGUGUCUGAGAGGUUUUAUUUAUCAGUUUCGUUAGUUUUUUGAUACAAAUUUUAAAUACAAAUGAAAACAUGACACUCAGAGAUAAUCUCAAAGAUUUGGGAUGGCACUUAAGUCAAGAUGGUAUUGAUAUUAUUAGCGAAAAUGGUCAAAUUCAAGAUGUAAAUAUCCUAAGUAGAAGAGCUUUAGAUUUCGAUUUGAGAGAUAUCGGUGACGCAGCUUUCCCCGAAGAGUUUACAAAAGAUGCAACUAAAUUAGAAAAGCCAAUAAUUGUUCAAAUUCAAAAGAUCAGAAAUGUAGCUGCACCAAAAGCUAAUGAAGAAUCAACUUCGGCCCCUCGAAUGCUAAAACUUACAUUACACGAUGGAAAAUCAACAUGUAUAGGCCUAGAAACAAGUCCAAUCUCAAGUCUUAGUAUUAAUACUCCACCUGGAACAAAGUUGCUUCUUAAGAAUGAAGAUCUAGAAGUCUGCCACGGUGUUAUAUGGCUCACACCAGCCGUUAUAUCUGUUUUAGGAGGAAAGGUUUCUCAUAUGAUUGAAAAGUGGGAGCUCAACCGUAGUUUAGCUAAACACACCAGAGGUGGUAUAGGAGUGGAUGGUGGUCCGCCUCCUUGGAUACCUUUUGGCCAAAGGUUGGAAGCUCUGCCAGUGGAUAAACAGUUUAAGAGUUUGCAAGAAGCAGCAAAACAAGAUAAUGCAGAAUUUGAAGCCCAGAGAAAAGGAGCUAUUGCAGAGGCACAAAGAAUGUCUGGAGUUAAAAAAGUUUUUGGAGGCGGAACUAAACCAUUAUUAGAUGCAAAUGUUCAAAAAAUUGUUGACGCCGGAUUUUCUGAAGAACAGGCUGAAAAUGCCCUCAAAUAUACAAAGAAUAAUGUAGAGAGAGCACUUAGAAUAUUGCAAAAAAGAGAUAAUUCAGAAAAUAGAAGCAAAGAAAAGCAAAAGGAACCUGAUCAACCAAAACGUAAAGGCAGAAACAAAGAUACCAAUGAUGAAGAUGGUAUUCCUGUAAAACCCUCUGGAAAAGUAUCAUUGUUUGAUUUCUUGGAAGAUAAAUUGCCUAAUGUGCCCGAUAAAGACAAAAAUAAUCGUAGAGAAUAUAACACUUCUUCAGAAGACAGAGCAGAGAGGGGUUAUGGGAAUAGGGACCGAAACAGUGCCAAAAACAACUCGCGGUCUCAUGGGUCUAGAUAUGAUGGACCAAGACAUAGGAAUGACAGGGGUCACUAUUCAAAUGAGAAUUACCAUAACUCUCAUAGAGAGGAAAGGAAAUACCAACCUCAGAAUGAAAAACCACCAAGGUUUCAAAGAAAGUUGGAAGAAAAAAAUAAGCAACAACAGCAGGCUAAUAAUAUGAAUUUACAUUAUAACAAUGCAUAUCAUAGCCAAUCGCAUAAUCAGUAUCCUGAAAUUAAUGUGAGAAAUGAUAAUAACUUCAAUGACAAUAACAUGAAUCAGCCACCUGGCUUUAGAAAUAAUAUGACCCCCAUGGACAACUUAGUUGAUGCUACAGCAAAUUUAAAUUUACUCUCUAAUCAGUCACGGCCUAGUAAGGAAUUAUCACCCGGGAGAAAUUACCAAAAUUAUCCUGAACAAAACUAUCCACCAAAACAGUCAUACAUACCAAAUCAGAAUAUGCAGGACAUACCACCAUUCAGGAGAAAUAAUGACGUGUCUAAAUACCAAGAUCAGCAGUAUCAACGUAGGACACAACAGCAACAAAACGGAUACAUGGAACCUCAACAGAACCCCAUAUAUUCCAAUAUGAACUACAUGGGUGGAGCUCAAGGUGGUUUUAGUGGACGUCAAUAUGGAUAUGGUGCUAGACCUCAAGAGUUCAAUACAAUGCGCACUGGAGGGCCAUUCUUGCCGGGAUCACUGCUUGGUUUUCAGAAUGCUGCUGUGAAUGAGCAGGCUCGGGCUAUGCUAGGAGUUGCCGAUAUAAACUGGAAAGUCGGUGAUCGUUGCCUAGCCCUGUAUUGGGAAGAUAAUAAUUUUUAUGAGGCUGAAAUCACUGGUAUUUCAGCAAACACGGUUGUAGUCAAAUUUUGUGCAUAUGGUAAUCAUGAGGAAGUUUUGAAGUCUAAUUGCUUGCCCUAUCCUAAUCAAGGUCAGUAUAAAAAUUAAGUAAUUAUUGUUGGCCAAUUAAAGAUAGUUUAACUUGGGUUCCAGUGUUUUGUGUACUUGUCAUUAUACAUCUGCAUAUGCCUGUUAAAUGCGUUAUGC
This is a messenger RNA of Melitaea cinxia (Glanville fritillary), 2281 nucleotides long. Its product is annotated as tudor domain-containing protein 3-like. The transcript has 7 exons. Gene Ontology annotation, cellular component: nucleus; cytoplasm. Gene Ontology annotation, molecular function: RNA binding; protein binding. Gene Ontology annotation, biological process: mRNA processing. NCBI's taxonomy places the organism in Eukaryota, Metazoa, Arthropoda, Insecta, Lepidoptera, Nymphalidae. Bases 128 to 2182 code for a protein of 684 amino acids. The record is from RefSeq and is a predicted model, not a curated record.